AUGACUGGCAGCACCUCCUCCUCGUUUUCUUACAAGUCUACUACAAGACACCAAGAUGGCGCCACUGAUUCCACGUUUGAGACAUCUGAGAACUCAACUGAGAACUCAUCUGCUCCUUCCUGGAAAGAAAACGGCGUCACGGAUAGGAUAGUCUGCUUUCUAGAAGGCCUAGGUUCUCCCUCCGGGUGCCGGCACGAGGACUUCCGGUUGCAGAACGGUCAAGAGGCGUUUCGCGGUUUGCACUCCGAUUGGGUGACGAACGAGCUGCUGGCGUGCGCGAGACCGACUGAUGCUAUGAUUGCUGAUGGAUUGGCGGAUAGAUUCGCGGAGCGAGGCAUCAGGCUGAUUGUGAACUUGGAGGAGCCAGGGGAGCAUCCGUGGUGCGGGUCAGGAAUCACAGCAUCGGGAUUCUCCUACACUCCUGACAAAUUCAUCAAGGCUGGAGUGGGUUAUCUCCAUGCACCAUGGAAGGACAUGGCAUGCCCGCCCUUCCCAACCAUGCUCUCCAUCGUUCAGAGCAUCUCCCUCGCCAUUGGCCGCCGCCACAAGGUGGCUGUUCACUGUCAUGCUGGCCUAGGAAGGACUGGACUUGUAAUUGCGUGUUAUUUGGUUGCAGCAAACUCGCUAUCAGCUGCUGAUGCUGUGGCUGUUGUGAGAGCAAUGAGGCCUGGAUCACUGCAAACCAGGAAGCAGGAAGUCUACGUGGCUGAGUUCCAGGCAUUUGUGCGUGGAGAUGGUGCGACUGGGUCGCAAGAACAAGCCCCCUUGUUGGCAGGGCAAUACUCUCCUGAGGGUGCAUGGUUGUACAGGAUCCAGGAUCUGGCUUCUUAUGCUUGCCUCCUGUGCUCUAUCUGUUGCAACCCCAACGGGCAAUCAGUGGGAAGAAGUGCGACAACUGCGACUCUGGUUGAGAGUGCAUCGAGAAGAGCGAAGGAGAGGAAUGUAGGGGAUGUGGAGGAACACUCUGGCAUUCGCCUGAGGAACCGUUUGAUCUCUGCACCGCAGUUGAGGCAGAAACUGGCUGACAUUCGCUUCCUUCGCCUCGAAGCCAUCGCGUACGUGCACGUGCUUUCUAACCGUUGCUGA
This is a messenger RNA of Closterium sp. Yama58-4, 1086 nucleotides long. The record is from the annotation of a GenBank genome assembly. Lineage: Eukaryota; Viridiplantae; Streptophyta; Zygnematophyceae; Desmidiales; Closteriaceae.